This is a messenger RNA of Megalobrama amblycephala (Wuchang bream), 1277 nucleotides long. RefSeq names its product glutathione S-transferase A1-like. The record is from RefSeq and is a predicted model, not a curated record. The coding region runs from base 73 to 744 and encodes 223 amino acids. The transcript is spliced from 6 exons. NCBI's taxonomy places the organism in Eukaryota, Metazoa, Chordata, Actinopteri, Cypriniformes, Xenocyprididae. Gene Ontology annotation, biological process: glutathione metabolic process. Gene Ontology annotation, molecular function: glutathione transferase activity.
UGCAUAGUUCACACACCACACACUGUCUGCUGCACAGCAAAGAGUUUAGAAGUGUCACUUUAUUUAGUGAAAAUGUCUGGGAAAGUUGUGUUGCAUUACUUCAAUGGAAGAGGGAAAAUGGAGUCGAUCCGAUGGCUUUUGGCCACAGCUGGAGUCGAGUUUGAGGAGGUGUUUUUGACCAAAAGGGAGCAUUAUGAUAAACUGCUGAAUGAUGGAGCCCUGAUGUUUCAGCAGCUGCCUUUGGUUGAAAUAGAUGGGAUGCAGCUUGUCCAGACAAAGGCUAUCUUGAAUUACAUCGCUGGAAAAUACAACCUCUAUGGAAAAGACCUGAAAGAACGGGCUUUGAUUGACAUGUAUUCAGAGGGUAUGAUCGAUCUAAUGGAACUUAUCUUGCUGUUGGCUAUUGCGCCACCUGAAGACAAGCAGAAACAGCUCAGUAAUAUAGAGCAAAAGGCAAAAGAGCGCUUCAUGCCUGUGUUUGAAAAGGGUCUUGCAAACUCUGAUUUCCUGGUGGGAAACCAGUUGAGCCGCGCUGACGUUCACCUUCUGGAGACCACUCUGAUGCUGCAGGAGUUAUUCCCUACAAUACUGUCAACCUUUCCCAAAAUCCAGGCGUUUCAGGAAAGAAUGAAGGCCUUACCAAGAAUCAGCAAGUUCCUGCAGCCCGGCAGUGCAAGAAAACCUCCGACUGAUGAGAAUUUGAUAAAAACCUUGAAGGAAGUGUUGAGCCACCUCUUUAAGUAGAAGGACCAUGGAAAACCAAUUCUUCAAAACAUUUCAAUUAUGUUAAUCACUAAUUAAUUUACAAGUGUCCUUAUUAAAACUAAAAUUGGCAGAUUUAUUUGGAACGUACAAGAUGCAGUUUGAAUAAAGUGACAAUAUUGUGAUAUGAAGAUUGCAGCUGUUCAGUACAUGUUGUCAGGAAGUGUUUGUCUGUCCAUGAUCUCUCAAAAUCAAACAUCUCAGAACCAUCAUGAGGUUCUGAAAUAAGAACACAGUCAGAUUGACCAUCAGAAUAAACUCUCAGACAGAUUAUCAUCAUCAUGCCACAUCUGCACCUGUCAAUCUGAUUUAACAUAGAGUCAUGGUCAAAAUCAGAACUUAAAACUAACUUUUUGCCACACCUGCCAAUGGCCGAUGACUUUACCAUUUAAAAUUUACCAGCCAUGAAACUGCUACUAAUAAAGUAAUCAAAUGUAAAAUAACACUGCACAGUCUUCACUGUAUAAAUUAAACAGUUUAAUCCUUAUUAAAGUUACAAAGUUAUUCAAUCAAAA